This is a messenger RNA of Grammomys surdaster, 3186 nucleotides long. RefSeq names its product eukaryotic translation initiation factor 1A X-linked (gene Eif1ax). NCBI's taxonomy places the organism in Eukaryota, Metazoa, Chordata, Mammalia, Rodentia, Muridae. The record is from RefSeq and is a predicted model, not a curated record. Bases 227 to 661 code for a protein of 144 amino acids. Gene Ontology annotation, cellular component: cytoplasm. Gene Ontology annotation, molecular function: RNA binding; translation initiation factor activity. Gene Ontology annotation, biological process: translational initiation. The transcript has 7 exons.
GGGCGGGGAGAAGCGCCGCCCGCUGCCGCGACGCCAUUUGCCACUGCCGAACGUGGGCACAGGCGGCUCUCGUAAGCACCGGUGACCAGCCUCUCCCGAGCACGCUUUUCGACCUCCCGCACAGUCUUCAUCCCGCGCACUUCUCAGCGUCGCCCGUCAGAGCCACCGCCUUUCCUGCCACCAGCCCUAGCAAGGUCCCACACGCCGCCAGCCGGUCUUUGCCGCCAUGCCCAAGAAUAAAGGAAAAGGAGGUAAAAACAGGCGUAGAGGAAAGAAUGAGAAUGAAUCCGAAAAGCGAGAGCUUGUGUUCAAGGAAGAUGGACAAGAAUAUGCUCAGGUAAUCAAAAUGUUGGGAAAUGGACGAUUAGAAGCCAUGUGUUUCGAUGGUGUAAAGAGGCUGUGCCACAUCAGAGGGAAAUUGAGAAAAAAGGUUUGGAUAAAUACCUCAGACAUCAUAUUGGUGGGCCUCCGAGAUUACCAGGACAACAAAGCUGAUGUCAUUUUAAAAUACAACGCAGAUGAAGCUAGAAGUCUCAAGGCCUAUGGCGAGCUUCCGGAGCAUGCUAAAAUCAAUGAAACUGAUACAUUUGGUCCUGGAGAUGAUGAUGAAAUUCAGUUUGAUGACAUUGGGGAUGAUGAUGAAGACAUCGAUGAUAUCUAAACUCAACAUUUUACAUUCCAGUCUUCCUGAAGAUUAUCCUUCAAGUUUGGAAUCUGGCCAUAGACCUCAAAGAAAAGUUUUCACCAUCAUCAUGUUAGUAAUUUGUUGAGGCAGAUUUGAUACUACAGUCUUUCAAAACUGAUAAUCUUAACUGAUAAGCUAAGCUUACUUUGUUGAUUCAAUUUAAUGAUCCUUAAGAAGACCAUUUAAGGAGAAAAAAAGGCCUUUCCUACUCCCCUUCUAGUAAGUAAAUGGGUGUUUUGAAUAAACCAUUUGCCUUGUACUCAGUAUAAAUUCUGAUUAAGCCCCACCUUUGCAUAGCUGUUGACUGUACAGUCUUUGUGUAUAUUCCAGUUGCCCAGAGAUUUUGAUACAAGUGGAGGCAGAAAUCUGUGUUUUGUUUUGUUUUGUUAUAUUUUGAGACAGAGUCUAACUUUGUAUCUGAGGCUAGCUUGGAGUUCACUAUAGUACUGGUGGACCUCAGACUUGCUGUGAUCCUCCUUUCUUGACCUCCUGAGUGCUCAGAACAUGUGUAUGUACCACCAUACCUGGCAGAAAUCUAUUGAAAGGCAAAAAUGAUAGGUCUGCUUUUCAUAUUUAAGUAUGUGGCUAUUUUUAUACUAGUUUUGAUACCAUGUACAUUUUUUUCGUGAUUUUAUUUUGCAGUCAUCAGCUUACUGGAGGAGGGAAGGCAUUUCCAAAUUGGUUUUUGGGGAUUGGGGUUUGUUUGUUUUGGGGGGUGUCGACAGAGUUUUUCUGUGGCCCUAGCUGUUAUAGAACUCACUCUGUAGACCAGGCUGGCCUCAAGCUCACAGAAAUCUGCCUGCCUCUGCCUCCCAAGUGCCGGAUCAAAGAUGUGUACUGCUGCCACCACCACCUGGCUCUAAAUGUUUUUAGAAACUGGUUUUUAAUGCCAAUUUUGAAUUAAAGUCAGUAAUUGCAAAAAUUGAACACUAGGUGGUGCUCAGUUGUCUUAACAUAGGGAAUACUAUUUUAAUGGUUGCUUUUCUCAACUAGUAUGAAUAAGAAAUUUCCCAAACAAAGAACAGAUUGUUUUAAUCAUGUGUGUAGAAUAUUUUUACCCAACAGAAAGAUUGUGUUGGAGUAUUGAUUUUUUUUCCAGGAGUCUUAUUCACAUAAGCUACAAUUUUGAGUGCUUUAUAAACACAUAAAACAUAGGCAAGUGAAGAUUUAAGUUUAUAACUGUAUAAAUAUUACAUAGCAAAAGUAUAAAUUAAUGCUUUUUCAGGCUUUCCCUAAACUGAGGGGAAAUGAGGGGGUAGCAAGCUUAAGCCUCAUAUAAUGGAGUGCGACCCUGCACGAAAGAGGUCUGGGCAGGAGGAUUGGGAGUUCAGUAUGUUUUUAGAAACUGGUUUUUAAUGCCAAUUUUGAAAUAAUGUCUCAAAAGACAAAGUCAAUAAAAAAAUUCUUAUUUCUGAAUCAAAGAGCUAUAGCUGAAAAAAAUCGCAUGCAGAGGAUAUUAUACUCUGAUUUUACAUUAGGGACAAGUUUACUAUGUGGACAGUCUGGGGAGGGUCCGGGGGAAUCCUAUUUUCUUUCUACUGGGAAAUUAGGCUUGCUCUUAUUUAGGAGUUGUAAGACUAGGAGCUGAGCUAGUCACAAUUCAGUAGACACACUGAAAUCGUGCAAGUUUAAAACCAAGCUCCUUCAUGCAGCCUGUGGACCUUGUAUUCUACUAGCAUCCAGAAAACUUGUCAUUCAUGAGAAGUGAUACACAAAGGAAUGCACCUUCACAUGGUUUCACAAACAAGGAGAUCUUUAAUUGUUUCUUAACUAUGACUUCAUCUCCUAGGUUUGCAAACUCUGCCACAAAAUCCGAGGUACCAUAAAAACAUUAGGAAAGACAAAGUGGUGCAGUGCAUAUUUCGAAUUCUGUGGAGUUCCGAGGUGUUUAUCUUGGCAGACUGCAUCUGAACAUUUGUCUUCCUUAACAAUUAGACUUCUGUACUUUAAAAGUGUUUCACCAGCUGGAUGUAGCACACACCUGCGAAGCCCAGUACUGGGGCAUUUGUCAUUGACUAGUAGCCAGGGCUACGUAAGGCACUGUCUCAAAAACAAUAGUGGAAAAGCAUUUUUGCUAAAUUUGCAGUAGAUUACAUUAUGAGCAGUGUGCAUAGGUGAUAACAGCUCAAAAAGUUGAUUUUUUACUUUCUGUAAUAAGAUUUGAAAUGUUUUUAGAAAUUAGACAUGACCCCACUUCCUAUAUCUUCUGGUGGUUUUUAAAUUUUUUUUUCUUCCCUAAAGCAGCAUUAUUGAGUGUUUUUGUAUCCUGGAAGAUCUGGAGUCGUAUUGAUUUUAAAUAGUUGAAUACAGUUGUAUUAAUAUGGUAUGCAAAUGCUACCUGGAAGAGUUCUUGGAUAUGUGUUUGGUAUGGGAAUUGUAUAGCUCACUGAUCUAAUAAGGAAUGGAAAUGGUCUUGAAGGAAAUUGUUUUCUUUAUUUUUGGUUCCUAUAGUAUAACUCCAAGCAGCACCCGGGAAGAAAAAUAAAAUGUUUGAAAUCCAA